AGUCUGUAGAUUGUUCCAGUGCGAUUAGUGAGAUUAGUGAGAUUAGCGUCUUCUUUUUCUACUUGUCUGAAAUGGAGCUAAAAGGACUGGGGUUCGUCCCCCUCCUGUUGGCGUUUUGGUGUGCGGCCUGGCUUGCCACCAGCUACAUCAUGACGGUCGUCCUCGGCCAUGUCGCCUCGCCACUGAUGAGCAUCAGUGACGUGGGAAAUUUCUUUCCCGAAAGCAUAUUAUUCAGAAUUGGAUUCAUAGGGACGUCCAUUGGCACUUUGGUACUAACCUUUCUUAUUUAUAAGUAUAUGGUUAUGCAUACUGAAGAGUUCAUUGGUCAUCAGGUCCUGAUCCAGGGGAUCCUGCUGGCCAUUGUGUGGGCCUCCUGUUUUUCCACAGCUGUUAUGCAUGUAUUGUCCCCCGAAGAAUAUCCCAGGAUACACUUUGUCAGCACGAUAAUUUCCAUUACAUGUGAAGCCUUAUACUACCUUGGGCAGUCCAUCCAGAUGUAUAAAUUACCAGGAGCAAAAAAAGUCAUCCACCAUAGUAGAUGCACCUGCUGUGGCCUGACUUUUGUCUGUGUAGUUUUCUAUUUUGGAUAUGAAACAUUAAAGGAUUUAUUCUAUAAUGAUGAAGACUGGGACGAGAUCCGUGAAAUCCCCAUCAUAAUCAUGGAGUGGGUGAUGCUUCUACUGAUCCUGAUAAACAUCGUGACCUAUUAUUCCACCAUGCAGAGGUUAUUGUUGACCGUCUCCAGAAACAGCUGCACACUCUCUCUUAGAGUAAAAAUUGAUGACUUCGGGGUGUAGACCACCACGGGGGCCAUCAAGUGGACUUCUGGGAGAAAUACUGCACAGGAUACGGAAAACAUCUAAAGAAGAAUAACUGGGGGACUACAUAUGGUGCCAGUAAUCAUGGCACAAUAAUAUGAGCUGGUGAU
Molecule: messenger RNA, 928 nt
Organism: Hyla sarda
Lineage: Eukaryota; Metazoa; Chordata; Amphibia; Anura; Hylidae
Exons: 2
Coding region: 72-797 (241 amino acids)
Source: RefSeq, a predicted model, not a curated record